This is a messenger RNA of Beta vulgaris subsp. vulgaris (sugar beet), 2567 nucleotides long. RefSeq lists its product as uncharacterized. The coding region runs from base 107 to 1438 and encodes 443 amino acids. Lineage: Eukaryota; Viridiplantae; Streptophyta; Magnoliopsida; Caryophyllales; Amaranthaceae. The transcript is spliced from 2 exons. The record is from RefSeq and is a predicted model, not a curated record.
CAAAAAUUAUUCCUUUAUCUUUUCAGCUUUACCAUCUCAAAAUAUUUUCUUUUGUUCAUCAUUUCAUCCAAUCUAUAACAUUUAGUGUUAUCUUCCCCUAAGAAUAAUGGCCAUUUACAACUUGGAAGAAACUCCAGAUCUUUUCAUUACUCCAAAAUUUUAUGACAACGAGUUCGAAUAUCGAAUGGAGCACAUAAAUGAGGAGGGAGAUCGAAAGAUAAUUCGUUCCAUAGACCUAAGGAAAGAUAAGUUGAUCAUACAUGGAACAGAAAUUAAAGAAACUUGUUUUAAGAGAUUGUAUGAUUCUCUAAUUUUAAGGCCAAAGGCAGGAAUUAUAUACGUAAACUGUGAUGGAGCAUGUUAUUUUCUUAUAACUGGGAAGGGUUGUCAUAGGACCAUUCAUAAUGUAAUCUUUGAUUGGUCUCCUUUUGGAGUAACGGUACCAAACUCUGUCAAUAGUUCUUUAAAACAACAAUUUGAGGAAAAAGAAAAGAUAAUUGAUCUAUUAAACCAUCAACUUUCUUCUACUAAGGCUAAUUUGAAAUCAUCAAUGGAAGAAGUAGAGGAGCUCAAGGAACAAGUUUCAACUUGCAAGAAGGAACAAAAAGAUAUGGAAGUCAAAUUGCAAGAGGCAUGUCAACAAGUUGCUUUGGUUGAUUUUGAGUUAGAACUUUACAAGAUCGAGUUGGAGACAUACAAAAAAAGUGAAGAAGAGUUGUUUGAUCAAUUAUUUAGCUGUAAAGCUGAAAGCCGUAAAAUAGAAUUAGAAUUACAAAAGACACGGGAUCAACUUUCUUCAGUUGAUUUAGAGUUACAAUCUACUAAGAUCGAGCUAGAAACCUCAACCAAAAGCGUAGGAGAAUUCGCGAAUCAACUUGCUACCUAUAAAAAGGAAAUUCAAGAAUUAGAAAGAACCCUAAAGAGAGUAGAGGAAGAACAUUCUUUAAAUAACCUUGAGUUAAGGUCAACUAAGAAUGAAUUACAGUUAUCAAACAAACAUGUAAAAGAUUUGGAGGAAAUGCUUUCAACGUAUAAAAGGGAAAAUAAAAAUAUGGAAAUAGAAAUACAAAAGAUACAAGAUCAAUUUUCUUUAACUAAUGACGAAUUAGAGUCCACUAAGACAAUACUAGAGUCCUCAAGAAAACAAGUUAAGGAGCUGAGAGAUAAAUCUUAUAGUCAUAUGAAAGAACAACAACAUAUGGAAGUAGAACUACAAAAGUUAAUUGACCAUCUUAGUACAAUUAAUUCUGAGAUUAUAUCCACCGAUCAAAAGUUGGACCAACUCUUAGUUUCUAAGCUAUGGUUUGAAGUCAAUGAUUAUCAUCAAUCUCAAUCAAGCCCACAAGGUUCUCUGAUUGUCAAUUCUUCAUUAUUACAAGAUGUUCAAGAAGAAAUGCCGAUUGAUAUUGCGGAAGAAGAAAAUAAUUACUAUAGGUGAUCGAUCUUUGUUACGAGAUGGCCACUGCACUAACUUAUAUGCACUUACAUACUCUAUUACAAUAAAUUAAAGCUUACGUUCUUUGAAACUUUUUAUUUUGUUGAUUUUCUUUUCGUGUAAAGUAUUUGAAGAUGCAUGAUGAACAUGUAAUAAACAUAUGUUUAAUGAUAUAUGGAUGCGAUCUUAUGGCUUUGUUUGUAACUUUUUUUUUUUUUUUUGACAUCUAAUGUUUGUAACUUUUUGAUCCUGUUUUUUCCUUAGCUUAAAAGUAGGAACUUUUCUUCUCUGAUGUUAUCAUCAGAAAUAUAGUAUAAUAUACAUUUUUGUACCAAAAACAUUAUAAAGGUAGAUGCAACAUACAUCAUAACAUGCAUGCAAAUAGUGCUAGAUUAGGAUGAGAUAGUGGUUGUGUGAGAAUUGAGAUAGUAGUUUCUUAUCCGAAUUAGGUUCCUUCAAGUGAUUUUUCCUCAAGCACCCAUCUUUGGAUUGCAAUAAUUAUGAUUUGAGCAAAUCCUGACCGUUCGUGGUAGAAUGAACUUCAUACUUCCUUGUAAGAACUUGAAAUAAUCUCCCCUCAUAAAAAAAAAAUUAAAAAAAAAUAAAAAAAACUUGAGAUAAUCUUGUUCCUCCCCACCCUUCCUCCUUUCUUUUCUCAUUCUUGCAUUAUUGCUACCCCUCUCUUAAUACUACCUAAACUCAUCCUUAUUAUGAAAUACUUAUUCUUCUGACCGACUACAUUGCUCUAUAUAUAUUACAAAUGUCUUGGGUUUAUCUGAUAUAAAUUAGAUAAGUUGUACCGAUUGAAUUUGAUAUUUGUACACCGAACAACAAUAGUGUAUUGAUGCUGGCUUUUUGCUUGAUUGAUGAGUUUGUUUUCUUGUAAAAUGAUGUGUUUGCUUUCUUUGCCAUCCUCAAGAAGAAAAUGUGUAAUAAUGAAAUAGGUCACUUAACGUCUUUAGAGUCAUAUUUAUUUGGUCACCAUAGAAUGUCACAAUUAUGUAUUCAUCACAAAUCUUUUUUUGGCUAAAAUAUUUGCAAUUUCUAAACUAUAAUCAACAAAACAUGUGGAUAAUUAAUUACAUAUGAAAUGCACUUGUCACUAGUUUACAAUCAAAACUUAAUUGCUCUA